Molecule: messenger RNA, 1216 nt
Organism: Neogale vison (American mink)
Lineage: Eukaryota; Metazoa; Chordata; Mammalia; Carnivora; Mustelidae
Gene: CABP5
Product: calcium binding protein 5
Exons: 6
Coding region: 176-697 (173 amino acids)
Molecular function (GO): calcium ion binding
Source: RefSeq, a predicted model, not a curated record
UCGGACACUGGGACCCGGACUGAGGGAGAGGCCCAGAGAGGCAGGAAGACUUGGUGAAGGAGUGCCAGGGAAGAUAAGGAAGCCCAACCCGCCUAGGGGGACGGGAAGGAGGGGGACAAGAAGGAGGGGGAGCCGCCUUGAGCCUGGUGCCCGGUGUCCCGUGCCCUGCCCCUCCAUGCAGUUUCCCAUGGGCCCCGCCUGCAUCUUCUUGAGGAAAGGCAUCGCCGAGAAACAGCGGGAAAGACCCCUGGGACAAGAUGAGAUCGAAGAGCUUCGGGAAGCAUUUCUUGAGUUCGACAAGGACAGAGAUGGGUUCAUCUCCUGUAAAGAUUUGGGGAAUCUCAUGAGGACGAUGGGUUACAUGCCCACAGAGAUGGAGCUCAUUGAACUGGGCCAGCAAAUCCGCAUGAACUUGGGUGGCCGUGUCGACUUUGAUGAUUUUGUGGAGCUGAUGACGCCCAAACUGCUAGCUGAAACAGCAGGGAUGAUUGGUGUCCAGGAGAUGAGAGAUGCCUUCAAGGAAUUUGACGCCAAUGGAGAUGGAGAGAUCACCCUCGGGGAGCUGCAGCAGGCCAUGCAGAGGCUCCUGGGAGAGAAGCUCACACCCCGUGAGAUCUCGGAGGUUGUGCAGGAGGCCGAUGUGAACGGAGACGGUACCGUUGACUUUGAAGAGUUUGUGAAGAUGAUGUCUCGCUGAGAAGGUUCCAGAAGCCCCAUACCCCCUCCCUGGCCAACGUGGAUCAAACAUUUGCUGAAGACUGAAUCCCCCUGGGCCCUUCCAGGAGAGAGGGUUGGAGGGUGCAUGGUGAUGGGCCCUGCAGAGAGAGCAUGAGCUGAGGUUAGCCUGGAGCGGUCACUUUGUCCAGAUAGCACUAUGGGGUGAGGGGUACCUCUCUAGAGUGAGAUUAAGAAGGAGGAGUCUACAUACAGAAAUGAGAUUGGGACUAGGGUUAGUGCCACUCCCCCAAUUCCAAAGGUUAAGGACACCUUUUGACUUUUCAUAAUCCCCAAUGCCUAUGUCUCUUCCCCAGCAUCCUCUUGGGUCCAACUCCUGAAAAAGUUCAGCCCGUAGUCCACACUUCCCCCCCUUCUUGCUUCCAAUCUCCUCAGUUUCUUUCUGCCAGUAAGAGGGGGCAUGCCGAUCUUGGGGCUACAAAUGGGGUUCCUGAUAAGACUAGGCUUAGAAAUGGUUCAUUAAAGAGGCUUUCAAAAGUGA